GUCGGCGCGGACAAAAUGUCGGCGGUCGGCGCGGCCCGGCGGGGCGGGGACGUGCCCGGGGUGCGGAGAGCGGCCGGCAGCCCCCAGGCGCUGGCGGGGCCCGGCGCGCUGAGCGGAGCAUGGCUGGCCAAGGAAGAGCAGUACAAGCGACUGAAUGCAGAAUUAGAAGCCAAAACAGAGAAACUGGUGCGCCAGGCUGAAGAACUAAUGAAAGGCCAACAGAAGAUACUAUCUCAGCCAGUUUCAGUACAGAGUAAGUCACCUGAAGAUGACAGACAGAGAGAUCCACUCUGUUCUGAAGUUUCGUCUCUUACACACUCACUUGCAAAGGUAGAAAACAAGAAGAAAUUUCCUUCUGUGCCCACAGCUCAGAACAGACCAUACUCUUCAAGUAAGGGAAAAAGAACAACUUCAAGUUCAAAAAUACGAAACAUGGAAGUACAAAGUCCUGAUGGUGUUGCAGUACUGGAAGAUUGCAUAGGUUUUUCUUUAACAAGAACAAUAAGCAAAGUUGAAGAAAAACUAAAGAAAGGAGUCUUACCAGACAGUCAAGAAGAUGAUAUUAUUCCAAGGGUUGGAGAUGAAAUGGGAGCAGAAGCUCAAAUCAGACUUCUUAAGGCAAAGUUGCGUGUGACACAGGAAGACCUGGCAAAUGUAGUGUUUGAAUGCAGGAAAAAGGAUGAUGAAAAUCAGAAUUUAGAAACUCGGCUUAAAGAUACUGAAGAAGAAAAUGCAAGACUGCAACGAACAAUCAGCCUGCAGCAGUCUCAGACUGAGAAGUACAAAAUGUUGUCACAAGAAGCAAACAAAAAAUCUGAAGGGUUACAACAAGAGGUCACUGCAUUAGAAAAGGAAUUGGAGAAUCUAAAGCGUGCCCAAAAGCAGGCUGCAGCCACUCAGAGUGCAACAGAGGUUCGUUUAAACAGGGCCUUGGAAGAAGUGGAAAAGUAUAAAGUGGAGUUGAAUAAGCUGAAGCAAAGCAACAAGGAUGUAGCUAACCAAGAACUCAAAACAAUCGAAGAAUUAAAAACAGAAAACAAGAAACUGCAGAAACAAAAAGGAGAGCUAAUUACAGGUUUUAAAAAGCAGUUAAAGUUAAUUGAUAUUUUGAAGAGACAAAAGAUGCACAUUGAAGCUGCCAAGAUGCUUUCUUUUACCGAAGAGGAAUUUAUGAAAGCUCUCGAGUGGGGAAAUUAUUGAUCCCAUUAAAUAACUUCUGUUUGAAAGAUGAGUCAGAUGGCCCCUUGAGACUGUAUAUGAGUCCUUGUUAAUAGUGAAUAACUGUAUAUCCUACUGAAUUGAUUUUGUUGAUUUUGCUUAUGUUUAAAUAGUUUAACUUUUGUAAGCCUGAUAGCUUGUGUUGUAAUGUAUGAAACACAAAUUUCUACUUCGUUGUCAGGCCAAACUGCCCAUUCUGAAAGGAGCAGAGAAGCAUAGACCAUGCAAAGAAUAUUCCAACAAGUGAACUUUGCUAUCAGUUUGCUCUGUUCUAGCAUUUAAAACUGUGCCUUACCUAUGGUAUUAUUCAGUCCAAGGAAGUCAGGAUUUAGUCUCAGAAAAUUCCUUGUUGCAACAAAAAUAAACUAACCAGUGAUCCAGUUGAGAAGAAAAUGUCAUGUCCUUUUUAAAACACGUGGUUGGAAAAUUGGCCUUGUCUGUUCUCUGUAACAGAUCUCCCCUCAAAGCUAGCUGGUCUUGCAUCUAAUUUAAGCACCAACAGCUCUUUUAUAGAAAUAACCAUAACUUGUUUUAGCCAUUACAUCUUAGCCCCUGGCUGGCAUAACCAUACAUGAGAUUUGCCCCUCAUUGCCCAGACAGACUCCCCAGUCCCAUGGAGCUGUAUUGUGUAAAACUGUUCCUUCAGUCAAGGUGAAAGUAUUAGACCUUUCCCUGGCCAUUAGCUGCUGCUUUGGGAUACAGGCAGGGGCGAUGACUCCGUAUUCUCAGGGGCUCUACAAGCAUUACAUCCUUUAAAAUUUCAUUAUUCAUCAUUGUAAUCAAUAACUAGAAAACAGAUUCAGGGUAGAUGAGCUGAGCCUAUUGUGUGUGCAUUAAUGAACAAUACAAGAC
This is a messenger RNA of Catharus ustulatus (Swainson's thrush), 2070 nucleotides long. RefSeq names its product testis expressed 9 (gene TEX9). Bases 16 to 1200 code for a protein of 394 amino acids. The record is from RefSeq and is a predicted model, not a curated record. NCBI's taxonomy places the organism in Eukaryota, Metazoa, Chordata, Aves, Passeriformes, Turdidae. The transcript is spliced from 12 exons.